This is a messenger RNA of Pungitius pungitius (ninespine stickleback), 2240 nucleotides long. RefSeq names its product MAX dimerization protein 4 (gene mxd4). NCBI's taxonomy places the organism in Eukaryota, Metazoa, Chordata, Actinopteri, Perciformes, Gasterosteidae. The record is from RefSeq and is a predicted model, not a curated record. Bases 159 to 848 code for a protein of 229 amino acids. Gene Ontology annotation, biological process: regulation of transcription by RNA polymerase II. The transcript has 6 exons. Gene Ontology annotation, molecular function: protein dimerization activity; RNA polymerase II cis-regulatory region sequence-specific DNA binding; DNA-binding transcription factor activity, RNA polymerase II-specific.
GUUUGGAGACUACAGGACUCAAUAUAGCUGCGCUCGUACAUCGUCCUGAAACAGUUUUUUAAAAUUCCAGUCCCGUUGAUUCAUGACUUCAACAUCUGUGUAAAAAGAUCAUUUGUAUUUUUUUGUAUUAUUAUUAUUUUUUAUAACAAGACAACGAGAUGGAACUUAAUUCUCUCUUAAUUCUGCUGGAGGCUGCAGAAUACUUGGAAAGAAGAGACAGAGAGGCAGAACACGGUUACGCGUCUGUGUUACCGUACAGGAGCGACUUUUCCAGCAAGAAGACGAAAGCCUCGGCAAUAUCCAGGAAACCUUUGAACAAUCGAUCGUCGCACAACGAGCUGGAGAAACACAGACGUGCCAAACUUCGACUGUACUUGGAGCAGUUGAAGAAGCUGGUGCCUUUGGGUCCAGACAGCACCAGACACACCACACUGAGCUUGCUGAAAAGGGCCAAGAUGCACAUCAAGAAGCUGGAGGAGCAAGACAAGAAGGCUUUAAACACCAAGGAGCAGCUGCAGAGAGAGCACCGCUACCUCAAACGCCGCCUGGAGCAGCUCUCGGUCUCCGGAUCCGUGGAGCGCAUCCGCACCGACAGCCUGGGCUCCACCACCUCCACCGACUCCGAGCAAGAGGUGGACAUCGAGGGCGUGGAGUUCACUCCCGUGGAGGCGGACAGCGUGGACAGCAUCAGCGACGUAGAGGAGGAAGAGGAGGAGGAGGAGGAGGAGGAGGAGGAAGAGGAGGAGGAAGAAGAGGAGGAGGAGGACCACUACAGCCUCCAGAGCAGCUCGAGCGACACCAGCUACACAGCCACACAUUCCCACAGACUGCAGCCGCACCACUGCUAGACGUCGCGCCAGGCCGGCUUCCUUCCCCCCCAGCUUCACCUCCCCCCCGAGAAGCGCUUGCGAAGGCCCAACGCCGCCCGCCGCCUGCACCGGACCGGGCGCCGGCGCUGCAUCCUGAACAUGUUCCCUUCGCCCGCCCCCGGCUCUCCACGAAGUACACAGGGCGCAAAUGCCACUCGAGCCUUCCUGACCCCCUCCACACACACCCCCCCCCCCACUCCCUGACCACUGACCCUACCUCACCCUACUGUAUCCUGCCUGACCCCGCCCCUCCAGACACGCCUUUGCCCCGCCCCCCUCCCCACUGCCCUUACACCCCCCUCUACUUAGUGUUUCCGCAGGCUCAUAGAGAGCAGAGCUGAGUUUGUGUGGGGGGUGUGGGGGGGGUUUAUGCGGACCUCUGUGGUGCGGUGGACAGCUUUGACUUGUUAAUCAGGACGUGUGCGUUCAUGUGUGUGUGCGUGUGUGUGUGUGUGUGUGAGAAUGCAAGAGAGAAAGAACAAGCGAGGGAGUUUAAGAGAGGUUGAAAACAAAAGCUUAGUGUCUGUCCUCCCGGAGGCAAUAAUACACAGACGAGGCUUUCACCGAGUUUGCAAAGUAGAAGGUAAGGCACUAGUGUUUCUUCUGCAAUAGUUGCAACAUUAAAGGUUAUUUACAUCACACAUUAUCAUCCCUUAACGCAAUAGCAUUUACAGGAGUAGCCAUUGCAGAGGUUCUCCACUUUCCUUGAAAGAUUUGACAGCUGAAAAAUGUAAGAAAUAUGGACAUUUGAGGAAACAUACUCAUCGUUUCCUGCCUCGAUGCUCUAACCCCACCCGGCUGAAGCUUCGCAUUUACACAGUUGGGAGGGAUAUCGAUCACCUCGUCCAACAAAUAAGCGAUUUCUCAAAAUGUCAAACCCUCUUUUAACAUCCUUCCACUUUUUUAGGAUGUGCUUCUGCAGCUACGUGACCUAAAACAGGGCUCCUUUUGAGCAGCUGCUUCUGCACACAGAGGCCCGUCUUCAUUACCAAACGUGGCCAAAAACGUUACAGAGCAGCAGAGAAGAUACAUAUACAUUUAUUUUUAUAUAUAUGUAUAUAUAUAUAGAUGUAUAUGUAGAUAGAUGUACAGUUACUGUCCAAACCCUCAAGUCUCCCUCUGGUUGGGUUGCCUAACCACUACUCCACACUACUGACCACUACACUAUACCACCCUAUGGUGUGGAUGGACUACUAUGUCAAUUAAACAAAAAAAAAGACUUAACUAAAAACUUUUCUCUCUCAGUAGCGAAUUGAUGUAGCAAUAAAUACGAGAGGCCUGUGCUUCCUCUAAGUGUUUAGAUGAUUCUGGUGGACGGUGAGGUUUCGAGGGAGGCAUUUUCUUUUACCUUCUUAGCCUGCGGGGGGGGGG